AUGACACCCGUCGACCAUUAUCAACCAUAUCCGCCUGGUCAACCAAUGUAUAGUACUCCCAAUUAUGGGCCGGCCACCGGAAACAUCUAUGGCACUAAACGGAAACAAAUGCGGGCUACUCAGGUUGGUACUCCACAUGUUCGGCUUUGCAUCAAGCUUUGGUUGACGUGUUUCAGGCAUGCGAGCAAUGCAGACAACGGAAACAGAAGUGCGACGAAGGUUCGCCUUGUUCGUUUUGCAAAGAAAACAGUCUGUCGUGUCAAUAUCGCGACACGCCACCCGCCAAGUACGUUGACAUUCGCAUGUUGCCUCGGGAUACAAUGGCUGAUUUAGCUGCAGGACUGAUAAGAAUAUGGAGAAACUUCUCAGUUACAUGGAACAGCAUUCACAGGGGCUUACUAUGUUGACCGAGAAGAUUGACCAAUUCGAAGCGCGAUUACGGAGUGUGGAACAGAACGCGGCUCAAAAUGGUAACGCGGUAGCAGGCGCAGAAUCCGAGGGCUACCCUCCCGAGGACAGCAUUCCGCCGAGGCGAAAACCGGAACUGGAAGAUCACCGUACAGCGCCGCAUAAGUUGCUGCUGCUGUGGCCUAGCGUUCGACCACUUCUGAAGGCGGCAAACGUGGAGCACAACGAUGGCUAUGUCAUGGAAGCUGAGGACCGAGGAGUCCUGCGAUUGUGGACGCGAGGCGAAGGGAUCGAUGAGAACGACGGUACGCAACCGGGAGGUCCUGCGAGUCCGGCCAGAAGCGACGAAAGUGGAGAGGGAGCCAAUGCGAAUACGCCGCUUGCAGAUGGUCUAUGGGGAUGUGGGUUCCCUUCAACGCCUGGCAGUGAAUCUCGACGGUCGGAACCCUACCUCGCAGGAGGCUUGAAGGCGAACGGCGAGGUCGACUUGGACGCGAGCACCAUCAACAUCCUCUACGACAGCUACAUGAGGAACAUGCACAUCAUGCACCCAUUUCUCGACAAGCGACGGCUGCGAAGGAUGUUUGACAAUUUCAUCAAGCGCUACAGCAGUGGCAGGCCGCGAGCCACGUUCGCUGUUGGUGCCUACGACUCCGACUCACGGCCUCUGAAAAGACAGCGGUCCAACGGGUCGACUGCAAAUGUGACCGAGACCGAGCAUAGAAGGGAACAGACCGAGCGCUCUCCAGGAAACGCGAUCGUCUACCUCGUCCUCGCACUCGGCAAAAUAUGCCUUCACAAGGAGCCGUUACCAGCGAUUGUGCCGGAUAGCAAGCUGCAGGCAAAUACGGUCAUCUCACACCACAUAUCCGGCAGCAGAGGAUUCAGUUCACCAAUGACUGCAAACAUGAAACCUUCGCCCAUGUCACCCAAAUCGACCCCAGCAACGCAGCCAACACCACCCUCAGACGCUGGCUUACGGAUCAACGAGUCGAGGAGUCGACGCUCGUCGAUGGAAGGCUCGCCUGGAGCUAUUCCUGGUCCCAGAAACCUGGAUGUCAUUCCGGGUAUUGCAUACUAUGCCAAAGCCGCGGAAAUCCUGGGCGAUCAAGGUGACGGUAACGAUCUGGUCCACGCACAGAUGUUCCUUCUUGCAGGGCUGUACAAAGGACAGCUCGCGCGUGUGAAGGAGAGCAUGAGCUGGAUUACAAUGGCUGGGCGGGCAAUCAUGAUUCUGCUGGACCGCUACAAGCUCUAUAAUGACCAGUACUGGACUGCCUACGGAGAUGUCCGUAGACAACUCGAGCGCGCGCAGGCACGGAUCAAAGACACGAGACAGAGUCUCAUCGUACUCGCUUCCUGGACCUGCCUGCAAUUAGAGAGUGACAUCCUGGCAGAGCUCAGACUGCCAUCAAGUUCUAUCCAGAACAUUGAGAACUUGCUGCUGAUGCCGCACAAGACACCUGACGAGGAGUCCUACAGCGGCUUGGAGGCUGACGGUAGACUCGAGGACUAUAACAACAUCCUCAUCUUUUACACCGCGCAGCUCUUCUUGCGGAGAAGGCUCAACCAGGUGCACCGAGAAAUGUAUGGAGCCGACAGCUUUCUUCUGCCUCUUUCCGAAGUACAGGAGAUGUUGAGGGGUCACGAGAGUCUUCUCAACCUCUGGCGUGAACAACUGCCACCGGCUCUCGGAUGGGAGGACCACGAUCCACCACCCGCGGACAUCCUCUCAGCCCGACUGCGAGCUAAGUACUGGGGAGCAAGGUACAUCAUUAACCGGCCUUUCCUCGACUACGCGCUACACAUCAUGUCGCACGUCAAAGGAGGCGCGAGCGUCGAAGCUGUUGCUCGAGACGGCUAUGGCAAUCCACGGGACAAGGCGGACAUACAUUUGUUCAAGGCCAUCGAGCAGUUCUCCGAGGACGAGAUCUGGGCGGCCGCCCGGCGCUGCGUUGAUGCCGCGAUGCACAGCACAGAGGCAUUCGACGGCGUUCCUGGCCGACUCAUCAUCACCAACAUACAUGGAACGGCACAUGCGUAAGUGAUGACAAUGUGGACAUUUUCAAGUAUCCCGCUAAUCGGCCUCAGUCAAUUCGGUAACAUGCUGGUCCUUUCGGCCACCUACUCUCACAACAUACUCAAGAUCAUUGUCGAUGAGAAGAAGUUCCAUCGGCUGCUCCAGCGCACCAUCACCUUCUUGCGACGAUUAGCGCCCAUCUCACCGACUUGCCAGGCCGAUUGCGGCAUUCUGGAGAAGUUUAGCAACACGCUUUUCCCUACCGCAAGAGAAUUGCCGGGCGUGUACAGGGACGAAGGAGUGGAACCGAUGAGCGCGACGACCUCCUUCAGUGGACCGAACACCUAG
Lecanosticta acicola is the source of this 2776-nucleotide messenger RNA. NCBI's taxonomy places the organism in Eukaryota, Fungi, Ascomycota, Dothideomycetes, Mycosphaerellales, Mycosphaerellaceae. The record is from the annotation of a GenBank genome assembly.